UAAGAAAUUGGUAAAGUAGUUUUGGAACCUUGUUGGAGUAUUUAUGUCCCAACAUUGAAUAGAGUUAAGAUCUUCAGAAUCUUUCAACAAUCUAUCCUAAACCGCUUCCGAGAAGCUAUGACAGUUGCUUUGGGGCAGCCUACAUCCACCACUGGUCCACCACUUAUCCCAAACCACUGCCACCAUCUCCAUCCCGACAUCCACCACCACAUAUCCAAACCACUGCCACCAUCUCCAUCCCGACAUCCACCACCACAUAUCCAAACCACUGCCACCAUCCCCACCUCCAUCCUUAUAACCACCACCAUUAACCCAUCCUUAUCACGAAUCGAUCUGCGGCAUAACCCACCCCCAAAACCCAUCCUUUUCGACCUGCAACUUUCCUUUCUGUCUGCACCUUCCACCAUUCGCGAAGGUGUUAAAGAUAUUCCAGAAGGAAGUGGUUGAUGGUGCAGUCGAUGAAGACACUGUCGCCGAGCUUAGUGACCUGGACGGCUGUCAACGGCUUAUAGUGGUCAGCGUAACUGAGAGUGUUGUCGAAGGUUAAGAACUGUUUGAAGCAAUUAGGUACGUCUAGAGGGGCUAGAAUGUCGUUGAUGAAGAGGUGUUUGGCUCGGGCCUGAAUGAAUUCGACACCGGUGUCGUUGCAGAGGAUUUGAACAUGGCCGUCAGGAUCGGUGGAGAGUUUUCCGUCGAGGUCGGGGAAGUGAAUCGGCGACCACAGAUUCACAACGUCGGCGAAAAUCCCAACUUCUUUGGCAGCGAAAGAAGCGGAAAAGAUGGCUGAAACGGCAGUGGACGACGGCUUAAUAGCACGGAAUCCGGUGGAAACGUGGCCGAUGGAUGAACGGCGGGUUGGGAUGAACUGCGGCAGUGAGCUUCGGAACGGUGGAGCAGCCGUGGACGGGCGGCGGUGCACGGCGGGAUAGAACGACAAGGAUGAAGACGGGUUGUGGAGAGAACUCAGCCAAAAUAAUUGAUACUAACUAAUGAAUAUUCCUUUUGAGUACAACAAUUUCAACCAACAAAAGUAGGAAAAUGUCAUCAGGCAGUAUAGGCAUUGUCCUACACACAUAUCUGAGGUCAAAAUGAAGGUUCAUGACAGAGAGGCGGUGGUGAUUGUGAGGGGUACUUUGGUAAAAAAAAAAGUCAAUGUGAGGUUAAAGGGUAGUAUAGUCAUUUAACACCUCAAAAGUAGUCUGAUUCAAUCAAAAAUUAAUGUUUGGGAUGUAAGUGACAUGCUAAAUAACUCAUUUAAAUAUAAGCGUAAUCUAAAACCAAAAUGUUAAUCUAGGUGUAAUAUGACCAAAUCACAGGGGUGUGAGUGUAAUUUAUCCUUUUUUUCUUCUCUCUGUACACUUUCUUCUCCUUUUCACACUUCUCCACCUUGGCACGUGAAAUUAUUGUCCAUGGACCGCGACUUCAAAUGGUAUUGUAUACUUUCUUCUCUUUUCAACACUUCUUACGUUACCGCGUGAAAUUAUUGUCCAUGGACGGCGAUAUCAAAUGGAAUUGUAUAUGUUCUUCUCCUUUUCCCACUUCUUACCUUACCGCGUGAAAUGGACUACACAGAAUGGAGCGUAUAUGUGUCCGGUUGUGAUUUGCCAUUCUUUGAACUUUCCAAAAGAAAAAAAAACAAAAAAAAAAUUCAAUGCACCAUCGCCAUGUAUAAAACACACCCAGACCCAGAUCAUAACACCCAAAAAUUUGUAUAUUGAUUUGAGAUUCUGUAUGGGUGAUCAUCAGAGCAGCAGUGCCGAAGAGGGCCAGCUUAAUCAUACCCGCAUCGUCCACAGCUUUGAUCUCUCCAUCAACGUUAACUUUCCUCCACCCGAGGACUCCAAAUGUUGCUUGGACGACCAUAGACAUCCCAAAACAACUGGGAAUGUUUGGAGAGCAACUGCUCACAUAAUGACAGCUGCCAUGGGGCCUGGACUUCUCUCAGUUGCUUGGGCGAUCGCUCAGCUUGGAUGGAUUUCUGGCCCACUUGCCAUUUUUCUCUUCUCCUUUUUAAUUUACUACACCUCUACUCUUCUGGCCGCAUGUUACAAUUCCGGUGACCCAGUCACCGGCAAUAGAAACUAUACUUACACGGACACUGUUAGAUCAUCAAACCUUGGUGGUGUUCAGGUCAAGAUCUGUGGAGUUAUUCAAUACCUGAAACUUUUUCAAGGAGCCAUUACAAGCACCAUUUCAGCUUCUAGGAGCAUGAUGGGAAUCAAAUGGUAUAAUUGCUACCGUCAGAGUGGCGGGACAAAUCCUUGCGUCUUCUCAAGCAAACCAUAUAUGAUUGCGUUUGGCCUCAUAGGAAUCAUUUCCUCUCAAAUUCCAGACUUUGAUGGGAUGUUGUGGCUAUCAAUUGUUGCAGUAGUCAUGGUGUUUACUUAUUCUACAAUUAGUAUAUCAAUCGGAAUUGGCAAAGUUGCAGGAACCGGAAAAUUCAUGGGAAGCAUCACUGGAAUAAGCAUUGGCAGUAGUGUGACUCCAGCCCAAAAGAUAUGGAGCAUCUUCCAAGCACUCGGCACCAUAGCUUUCGCCUAUUCUUACUCUGAAAUCCUUAUUGAAAUUCAGGACACAAUCAAGUCCUCCCCAACAGAAGCUAAGUCAGUUGCAAUGAAGAAAGCCAAUCUGCGAAGUGUUGCAAUCAUGACUACUGCCUACAUGUUCAGUGGCUGCAUGGGCUAUGCUGCUCUCGGGGACCAGACCCAGGAAUUCCUCCUUGACGGCUUCGAUAGGCCAUAUUGGCUUCUCGAAAUAGCCUACGCUGCCAUAGUAAUCCAACAAUUUGGUGCAUUCCAAAUCAACUCCCAACCCAUUUUUGCUUUCAUUGAGAAAAGUGUAUCAGAAAGAUUUCCUCAAAUUGAUUCCAUCAUCAAAGAAAUCGAAAUCCCAAUUCAGGGCUUCAAGCUCUACAAAUUCAAAAUUUUUCUUCCCUUGAAAGGUUACAAAUUCAAACUUUUUCGUUUGGUCUGGAGAACUAUGUUUGUGAUUAUAACCACUCUCGUAGCAAUGCUCGUGCCGUUUGAUGAUGCCUUUUCAAUUAUGGAUGCCAUUGCGUUUUGGCCUCUCACUAUAUACUUCCCAGUAACGAUGUAUAUAGAGCAAAAGAAGAUACCCAAAUGGAGCAUUAAAUGGAUCUCCCUUCAAAUCCUAAGUGUUGCUUGCCUCCUUAUCACAAUUGCUGCUGCUUCAGGCUCCAUUGCCGCGAUUGUUGAUUAUAGCAAGUUUUACGUACCCUUCGAAACCUAUUUAUCCUAAUUCAAUAGAGCCAACCUCACUCUACCUUUUUGAAAUUAGUGAAGGAAAAAUGUUGAACAUGUUCUUCCCGUGUCUCAAAAGAACUUUUUGCUUUUGCAUUCUGUUUUGUUUCAAAGUAUUAGAAAGAGAAGGUGUUAAAUUUGUUUUAAAAAUAUGUAACUUCUUAAAAUUCGUUAGUACAGCUGGUUGCGGUCAAAUUGAAGAGCUUAGAGAAGUUUCACAGACCAACUAAAUUAUUUAGAGAAGCUUCACAGUCUCUUGGUGUAUAUGUGCAUCAUGUGUUUGUGCGAGUAUAUUAUAUUAUCUGGAUGCAUGAUUGCUCCAGACCUUGACAGAUUUGGAUAAAGGGUACGGAUCCGAUGUGAUGUACGACACUUUGUGUUUUGUAUUUUUAAAGUUUAGAUUUUAUUUAUUUAUUUAUUUUUUAUAAUCUUUUAUAGAAAGUUUAAUUUUAAUUA
This is a messenger RNA of Cornus florida, 3716 nucleotides long. Its product is annotated as amino acid permease 3-like. The transcript is spliced from 5 exons. Bases 1507 to 3258 code for a protein of 583 amino acids. The record is from RefSeq and is a predicted model, not a curated record. Gene Ontology annotation, cellular component: plasma membrane. NCBI's taxonomy places the organism in Eukaryota, Viridiplantae, Streptophyta, Magnoliopsida, Cornales, Cornaceae.